AUGAAAUUCAUCUACGCAACUGGUUUCUUACUUAUGUCACCUCAGAUUUUCAUCAACUAUAGGCUCAAAUCUGUAGCCCAUUUACCAUGGAGGGCUCUUACUUACAAGGCUUUCAACACCUUCACUGAUGAUCUUUUUGCAUUCAUUAUCAAAAUGCCAACUACACAUAGAAUCGCCUGUCUUCGAGACGACGUGAUCUUUUUCAUUUACAUAUACCAAAGAUGGUAA
This is a messenger RNA of Protopolystoma xenopodis, 228 nucleotides long. The record is from the annotation of a GenBank genome assembly. Lineage: Eukaryota; Metazoa; Platyhelminthes; Monogenea; Polystomatidea; Polystomatidae.